This is a messenger RNA of Anthostomella pinea, 2880 nucleotides long. The record is from the annotation of a GenBank genome assembly. NCBI's taxonomy places the organism in Eukaryota, Fungi, Ascomycota, Sordariomycetes, Xylariales, Xylariaceae.
AUGAGGCGGAAUAGAGGCUCACAUUCUCCGCCUUCGCCCUACAGGGCCCUGGCUCACCAUCCAGCUACUGGCCAGCUUCCCGACUCGGCCUCCUUGAUCAGGUCCUUCAAUGUCGAGACGAACCCAACACGGCCGAUUCGUCCAUCUCCACUCACGGCCUCGACCAUUCCGGACAUGCCGCUGGACAUGGUUGAUCGCAUGAGGUCCUUCCCACUCUUCAUGACCGCGCCCGAGGAGUUCCUGGUAGCCAUUGGCAAGCAUCUAAGACCCCAGAUUCACUCGGCGCAUGAUCACGUCCUGACCGAGGGAGAUGAAGCAAAGGCAAUGUACUGGCUGGUCCGUGGCGUUGUUGCUGUGACAUCCCGUGACGGGGAAGCUGUGUACGCAGAACUCAAACCGGGUUCCUUCUUCGGCGAGAUCGGAGUCCUCAUGAACAUGCCGCGAACAGCCACCAUCAUUGCGCGAACGAAAUGUCUUCUCCUCGUCCUUAAGAAGGAGGAUCUCUCCUUGGAGCUGCCCGGAUUUCCCGACAUGGAAAAGGCAAUCCGCCACGAAGCCCACGAACGUCUGACAAUCCUGAACAAAAAGCGACAAGAACGCGCACAUGAAGGGAAGAAUGUGAAAGGGCCAACGGCAACACGAGAGGCAGCGCCCGGGGAAGUCUCAACGGGCGAGGUGGGCAUCAUCAAAGAGGGCGCUGUGGUGAACACGAAGAAGAGAAAAUCCCCCAGCCCAGGCGUCAUCGAAGAUUUGACCACGGGCAGCGCGUUGGGCAGCGGCCUGGUUAACGUCCGGCAGACUCUCAAGGAGCUUCCCCUAUUCUCGGCGCUCCCUCCUGACAUCCUGCACUUUCUCGGCAUGAGUGCGCAGCCCAAGACCUACUCUCCCUUCACCGAUAUAAUCCGCCAAGGGACCUCGGGCAACGACAUAUUCUUCAUUGUGCGUGGGGAGGCAGAAGUCAUACACGAAGCACCGGAGGGGCAACAGCCAAAAAGGGCGACGCGUUCGUCUCUAAUUAGACCACGUCUGAGACAAGGCCAGUACUUUGGCGAGGUAGCCAGCCUGGGUCUAUCACUCCGACGAACGGCGACGGUCAAAUCCAUCACGACCGUUGAGUGUCUCAUGAUCAGCGGUGAGGCUUUGGAUGGGCUGUGGAAGCGGUGUCCGCCUGGUAUCAGAAAGCAGGUUGAGGAGACGGCGAGGAACCGGAUCAGGACAGGCGACGAGGACAUCGAAAUGAGUAACGUACAGAAACCAGAAAAGAGCAACUCGCCGUCGACGCCGACGAGAACCGCGCCACUAGUCACCUUCACCACACCCUCAAAGCCAGCUUCACCUAUCAAGGACGAGUCAGACCGGAUGAAACCCAAGGACCCCGAUCCGUACCUCAGUGUGGACAUGGAGAACCUGCGCAACCGCCGCAGAGGAUCUCUCGCUCCCCCGACUCCACCUGGCGACUCGCCCGGCACGCCCACCACCAACGGCAUCCGGGUGCGCAUGAUCGAUACGUUUACGCCCGUGCGAUUCUCCAUACCGGCCUUGUCGUCCCCGGACUCGGAAGGGCCGGCAAAGAAGGCCAGGCUGCUACCGAGACGGCCUCAUCCCAGCUCGGAGCCGCUUCUCCCUGAUGAUAUCUUGGUCUCUAUCUUCCAAUACCUCGACAUAGCGAAUCUCAUCCGCAUGAGACAAUUGUCAUCACAUUGGCGGACUAUCACGGCAACUUCACCAAAACUGGGCUUGCACGUGGACUUGGCCCCAUACAAUCGCACCGUCACCGACGAGGUGCUCAUCCAAACAAUCGCGCCCUUUCUUGGACCGCGACCGAUCUCGGUAGACGUAAGCAACUGUUUCCAUGUUACCGACGAAGGAUUCUCGGCCUUGUGGAAGAUGUGCGGCAAGAACGUGAAGACGUGGAAGAUGAAGUCAGUGUGGGAUGUCUCGGCCAACCAGAUCUUGGAUAUGAGUGACCAUGCUAAAGACCUCGAGGAGGUUGAUUGGAGCAACUGUCGUAAAGUCGGCGAUAACCUGCUGGCCCGGGUCAUGGGCUGGGUCGUGCCGGAUCACCCUCCUCAGGCCACGAAGCAGGUGGUGAUAGCAAGUUCGUCCUCGCGUCUCAAGGGUCAGAAGAAGACCCAGACACAGACAGUCACCCUACCUCCUCCAGGCACCGUCAUCGGGUGUCCGAAGCUCAAGCGUCUCAAUCUCUCGUACUGCAAGCACAUCACCGACCGUUCGAUGGCGCACAUGGCAGCCCAUGCAUCGAACCGACUGCAGUCCAUAUCCCUCACUCGCUGUACGUCCAUCACCGACGCCGGCUUCCAAUCCUGGGCGCAGUUUCGGUUCGUCAACCUUUCGCACCUGUGCUUGGCCGACUGUACCUAUCUCUCGGACAACGCCAUUGUGGCGCUCGUCAACUCGGCCAAGGCGCUGACGCAUCUGGACCUGUCGUUCUGCUGUGCGCUGUCAGACACGGCAACAGAGGUCGUUGCUCUGGGUCUCCCCCAACUACGCGAACUCAAGAUGGCCUUCUGUGGCAGCGCUGUCAGCGAUAACAGUCUUGCCUGCAUUGCGUUGCACCUCAACGGACUCGAGCGCCUGAGUGUCAGAGGGUGUGUUCGCGUGACCGCUGUCGGCAUCGAGAGCGUCCUCGAUGGCUGUGGCAGAUUGGCAUGGACGGAUAUCAGCCAAUGCCGCAAUCUGGAGGGCUGGGUCAACGCUGGUGGUGUUACGCGAUGGGGCUUCGACGAGAAUGCCGAUGGCAAGCCCGAAGCGGCUGCCAUGAGAAAGAGGAUCGUCAUUCCACCCCGGGGCGUGCGCAAUAGGCGCGCGAGACGUCCAGUCGCCUUUGUCGUGGAGAAGGGCGCUGGCGGACUGCGAUGA